AUGCUUAAACUCUAUGGACCACCUCCUGCCCCCAUUGCAGACAUCAUCCCAUUUGGUGAUCCGCCUUCGACUACUCCCCAGGCUCCUCCCAAAGAUCUCACCGUCGGCAAAGGUCGCAAAUCACGCCGACGCCGAAAGUCUUCUCGCAGUAUCAUCAAGAAAAAAGUCAAACCACUCAAAUUAUGUCGCGAGAUCAAAGACUACGCCAUCCGGCUCGAAAAGCUCGUCGCCGGCUACGGCGCUCUGGAGCGUAUAGAGCAAGAGAAGCUGGAUGCCGGCUACCUGAUCGCACAGCACCUAGCGAGUGCAAAUAGUGACAGCGAAGAUGCACCUCUGGAUGAUCUUCUCGACCAGCAAGCUUCUCUAGAACUCGCAAUGACGGCGAAGUUGAAUAAGCUUGUCUCCCACGCAAAUUGCUUGAUGGAUUCCGUGGAAGCGCAAGCGGGUCGCGCUCCGUUACCGCCACCUUUGAUCCUGCAAUUACAGCGGUACGACGAUGCACGAGAGGCGUAUGUGGGAUGGAGAGUAACCGAGGCGGAGGAGGAGGAGGAAGAGCAGGACUUGAAGAAAAUUGAAGACACUUUUUCCCAAGUGAAUAGCGCGAAGAAGCUCACGCCGAGGAAAGGGAGAGGAUGGAAGCCUUCUCAAACUUUGUUGAGAAGCAUGGAAGACCGUGAGGCGGGGAUUAGGAAGCGGAGACGGGUGAUGGAAAUUUGUAACAUGACUAUGACGAGUGAGCUGAGGAGGUUAUGUGAGGAGGAAGCACCGGAGACGUUGCAACAUCCUGUUUUUAGACCUGUUGAUUCGAGGCUUGCGAAUUUGAGGCGAUAG
This is a messenger RNA of Ramularia collo-cygni, 831 nucleotides long. RefSeq lists its product as uncharacterized. The transcript is spliced from 2 exons. The coding region runs from base 1 to 831 and encodes 276 amino acids. The record is from RefSeq and is a predicted model, not a curated record. NCBI's taxonomy places the organism in Eukaryota, Fungi, Ascomycota, Dothideomycetes, Mycosphaerellales, Mycosphaerellaceae.